AUGGAAAAUUUCAAUGAAGCAGUUGUCUCUGAGCAAUUCGUCAGAAAACCAGUUAUCAGUGAACCAGUUGUCAGUGAACCAGUUGUCCGUGAGCCAGUUGUCCGUGAGCCAGUUGUCCGUGAGCCAGUUGUCUUUGUCCGAAAACCAGUUGUCAGAAAACCAGUUGUUUGUGAGCCAGUUGUCAGAAAACCAGUUGUCUGUGAGCCAGUUGUCAGAAAACCAGUUAUCAGUGAACCAGUUGUCAGUGAACCAGUUGUCUUUGUCAGAAAACCAGUUGUUUGUGAGCCAUUUGUCAGAAAACCAGUUGUCUGUGAGCCAGUUGUCAGAAAACCAGUUUUCUGUGAACCAGUUGCCUGUGAGCCAGUUGUCAGAAAAUCAGUUGUCUGUGAACCAGAUGUCUUUGUCUGUGAGCCAGUUGUCAGUGAAUAA
Biomphalaria glabrata is the source of this 429-nucleotide messenger RNA. RefSeq lists its product as uncharacterized. The transcript is spliced from 4 exons. Bases 1 to 429 code for a protein of 142 amino acids. Gene Ontology annotation, cellular component: keratin filament. NCBI's taxonomy places the organism in Eukaryota, Metazoa, Mollusca, Gastropoda, Planorbidae. The record is from RefSeq and is a predicted model, not a curated record.